GUACAUUGAACAAACAUAUGAAGAUAGUGCACCUUGCGGAGAGGAAUUUUCACUGUGAUCAGUGUACCAAGGCAUUCACAAGCGCUUCGUCACUAAAGUUUCACUACAUGAUGCAUACAGACGAAAGACGAUUUCAGUGUCCAAAAUGUCCAAAGAAAUUUCGCAAGAUGUACAAUGUUAAAGUUCAUUUGGAAGCUUUGCAUGGAAGUGGGUUGCCAAAAUUUCAGUGCCCGCACUGUUUGAGACAAUUGAAAGCAAAAUGCGCCUUAACAGAGCAUAUUCAGCGUGUCCACAUGAAGCUGAAGUCUUGGAUUUGUUCAUGGCCUGAUUGCAGUGAGCAGUUUUAUAAUGCAAAAAUCCUUAGAAGGCACAUGUGUAGACACACAGGAGAGAAGCCAUUGUCCUGUGAUUAUUGUGAGUGUGCCUACGUUCAGCCAACAGAGCUGCUUGCCCACUUGAAGAGCAAACACAACAUACACACUCUACCGCUAUCAAAGAGAACUUCAUUCAAAGUCAGGUCUUAUGAAAGGUAUAUAUUUGAUACAGAUACUAGUGGAAUAGAUGGACAAAAAAUGAAAUCUAUAAUGUUCCAAGCAAGCAAUGCAACCCGCGCACAUAGCAGCCCAAUGUAUAAUACCCCAGCAACACAGACUUGUAACAGCCCAGGAGUUAAUAUUCCUACAUUCUCUGCAAAUAGACUUGCCCAAGUUGAUACUGAGACAAAAGCUAACUGCAGUCUAGAAAACAGUUGGACAUCUUCUGGAAGUAUGACGUUACAGAGAGUCGGUGAAUGUUCACAGUAUGCCAACACUCCUAACGGAGCAUCUUACAUGCCAGUGACCAGUGUUAUAUCUACGAGUUCAUAUGUUGAACACAAUCAAUUGGUGAACGUUCCUUCAUGUUCUGGUGAUGAAACAGGCUUGUAUUUCACACCAGGGGGCAGUAGGACUGUACCAGCUGAGAGUGAACUGACCCCAGUACCGGAUUUAAAGCCAUUUAUCACAGACGGGUAGGGUUUUAUAGACCAUGCUUGUUUGCAAGCAACUAAAAGGUUAAAUAACAUAUAAGCUCUAUUGAACAUGAAUUUUAGUUUUAGCUGUAAAAUUAAUGACUUUCCUUGAAAAAUUUGUUUGAUCUUGCGUGACCAUUUGUGUUUGGGAAGGUUAUUAAAAAUGCCGCAUGCAGACUUUUGGUGUGUCGAAAUAAAAAAGACAUGGUUGCUGUGAUGUUCUGAAAGUUUGGUA
Mercenaria mercenaria is the source of this 1244-nucleotide messenger RNA. RefSeq names its product zinc finger protein 567-like. Gene Ontology annotation, biological process: regulation of transcription by RNA polymerase II. NCBI's taxonomy places the organism in Eukaryota, Metazoa, Mollusca, Bivalvia, Venerida, Veneridae. The record is from RefSeq and is a predicted model, not a curated record. Gene Ontology annotation, molecular function: RNA polymerase II transcription regulatory region sequence-specific DNA binding; DNA-binding transcription factor activity, RNA polymerase II-specific. Gene Ontology annotation, cellular component: nucleus.